This is a messenger RNA of Ficedula albicollis (Collared flycatcher), 1442 nucleotides long. It is a transcript of the gene METTL21A, whose product is annotated as methyltransferase like 21A. Gene Ontology annotation, cellular component: cytoplasm; cytosol. The record is from RefSeq and is a predicted model, not a curated record. Gene Ontology annotation, molecular function: protein-lysine N-methyltransferase activity. NCBI's taxonomy places the organism in Eukaryota, Metazoa, Chordata, Aves, Passeriformes, Muscicapidae. Gene Ontology annotation, biological process: peptidyl-lysine methylation. The coding region runs from base 882 to 1364 and encodes 160 amino acids. The transcript has 2 exons.
CGCAGCUUCCCUGCGCUGCCUGCCUUCCUGUGGCUCCUGCCGGGCUUUCAGAUUCGCUGUGGAAAGUUACUUACCGUAGGAUUGUAAAGGGAAGGCUUUUAUUUUAUUGUAUUUUUUUUUAAUGUUGGGAAAGAAAAUGUUAAACUGGGCUUUACUUUUCCCUCUUCUCCCAUAAGAGCUCCUGCAGGAAUUCAAGGGAGAUGCACCACCUAAACCCUGCACAGCCUGUGCCCAAUGUAAUGAAACGCUCCGGAUAACUCUCACCCUCUUUCUUUACAGUGGCUGGUGAUGUUAUCUUGCCACCCUUCAGAGCACAGCGUGGAUCCCACUGCUUGUAGCCUCAAGCAGGACUGCUGAUAGGCUUUAUCUUGGCGAUAGGAACUGUCCAAAACCCAGGGUUUGUGGUGGGUCCAAGGCCGCAGGGCAGUCGCUCACAGCAUCACUGUAAGAUUCCAAGGGCUUCCCAUCAGGUUGGAUCUCAGCCCACACACAAAUUGCACUUCUACCUCUAGUUUAAAAUAAGUGUAGCAUUUUUAGCAAACUUCUCAACUCCUCAGCUUUUCCUUUCCAAAUACAAUUCUUUCUACCUCCUGUUAUGUUUGGGGAUUCAUGGAGCAGUUACAGCAUCCAGGUUGUAACCUCUGCGGUGGUUUUUUCCUUUUGCCAGCAGGAGUCUUUCAUGAAACUCUAUACAAAACUUCCAUAAAGCAUUAAAAGACUACGUGUGCACACAGGAGGUGGAGAAGUGCUGGACAGUCUUGCUGCAGACCUGAAGCACCUGACCCUUCCCAUAACCUUCUCUCUCAGGUUAAACCACAAACCCUGUGCUUAAUCGCCCUUGUCCCUUGGCUUAGGCUGUUGUCCUGUGUGCUUAUCUGGAGAUGGGAGGCAUUGAUCUCAGGGAUCGGUCUGUGAUCGAGCUGGGAGCUGGAACUGGAUUGCUGGGAAUAGUGGUCACGUUACUAGGUGCCCGUGUUACCAUCACAGACAGGGCGGCAGCACUGGAGUUCCUGGAGUCAAACGUGCAGGCGAACUUACCCCCUGAACUACGUCCCAGAGCAGUGGUGAAGGAGCUGACGUGGGGAAAAGACCUGGAUAACUUCCCUCCAGGAGCAUUUGACUUUGUCCUGGGUGCAGACAUCGUUUAUCUGGAAGAAACAUUUGCAGAACUGCUUCAGACGCUGGAGCACCUGUGCUCAGAGCGAACGGUGAUUCUCCUUUCCUGUCGGAUCCGCUACGAGCGGGAUCUCCAGUUCCUGAAGAUGCUGCGGGGGCGUUUCUCUGUCUCCGAGGUCCAUUAUGAUUCCAGUAAGGAUGUCCAUAUCUACAAAGCACAGAGGGGUAGUCGCAAGGAUGACUUUUGACUCUCUGCUUUGUUAAUGAGCCACAGAUGCUGUUCAGUUCUCCCCUUUGUUUCUACUCAAUACACUCGUUCCUAAGCA